Molecule: messenger RNA, 1479 nt
Organism: Caenorhabditis briggsae
Lineage: Eukaryota; Metazoa; Nematoda; Chromadorea; Rhabditida; Rhabditidae
Exons: 5
Biological process (GO): biosynthetic process
Cellular component (GO): plasma membrane; EMC complex; early endosome
Source: RefSeq, a predicted model, not a curated record
CUGAUCACAAUCGUCUCAGUUCUCUCAUUGCUCCACUGUGCCUACUCGGCCGCUCAACAUCGUUUCUACCUGCGUCUUACUGAGCAACCGUUCGUGAACCUUCCAUUCGACGUUGUUUUCCAAACGAGCAUCUCUCUAGUUGCUUUGAUCUACGGAACGUCUUUCAUCGCGAACCCCUUCCAGUACAUAAAGAAAGAUCAGGUUACAUCACGACCGAACAUGCGACGAAGCUCUCAACUGUCCAUCAUUCAUCACCUUCGACAAUCGUGCCAAAGCGAUGUCACCAGAAUUCGCAGUGAUCCGCUCGUUGAAGCAGCAACAGCGUCAGAGACAAUGCUCAUCACAAGGAACGCACAGCGGACGUGUCUCCGAAGUGAAUCACUCCUCGGAAGACUCGGAUUCCCAAGAAUAGUAACUACUCGCCACUUUUCUAUCAAAUCAUCUCCAUUCGCUACCGAUAAUCGUGAUAAUAAUGCCAAUGACAAAUCCUAUGAAAAGAAGAAAACAUCUAGUCGUUCGCCAGACUUUAAUAAUAUUCCGGGUGCACGUGUUCCUAAAUCUAUGCCGAAGAGCAGUCGAGUACUCGAAAUCAGUCAAACUCAAGCCAACGACGCGUUCAGAACUUGUCUCGACAUGAUUAAAAAGCAAGAUGUCGAUAGUUAUCAAGCAAUCCUGACAAUGAACAAGAAAGCUCAACCAGAGAUAGUUGCGCUGAAUGCAUUGAACGUGGAGUUGGCAUCGAUUCGAGAUAAAGUAGAUACACGGAAAGGCGAUACAUCAGCAAUGUAUCGACUACAGUUUUGGAAAGAUGCAAUUUCUUCAAUCUAUGGAAUCUCGCCUCUUCCAGUUCCUCGUCAACCUGUCGCUAUCGCUCUCUGCUCUUUCGCGUCCAGUGCCAAUCCUGAUUUGCUGCUAAAACUAGUUGAAACUCGUCAAUCAACCAUCGGUGAUCGUCAAUUCUCCGAUAUUAAUGCUUUAUGCGACUAUGGUAAAUCAACAAUCGGGUCCCUCCUGUGUCUCCAAAUUGAUGCUCUUGCUCGUAGUUCAACACAAACCAAAGUUUUUCCAAUGACAUAUGACGUAGCAAAAGGUCUAGGUGCCGCAUACGCAAUCGCCAAUAUUAUCCGUGCAACUCAUCCUCUUCUGGCUCGUGGAAUCGUGCUUCUACCUGCUGAUGUCAUGUCUUUGAACGGUGCCACUCCGGAUAGUCUUUACAAGAAAAAGAAGUUGGAUGAAAGUGUGGGAAUGACAAAGGAUUUAGUAAACGAGGCGAAAAGAUUGUUAGCUGAUGCUCGACGUCAGAUUGAUCAGGUACCAAAGGCUGUACGACCGGCUCUUGCUGCCACUGGUGCCACAACUGACUACAUCAUCAAAACGGUCGAAAAAAACAAGUACGACAUCUAUUCUCCUCAUCUACAACGUCAAAAUCCACUUCUUCUCUGGUCUCUAUUGGUAAAGAAUCUGUGCUCAAAGUUCUAG